Solenopsis invicta (red fire ant) is the source of this 1631-nucleotide messenger RNA. Its product is annotated as odorant receptor 43a-like. Bases 106 to 1305 code for a protein of 399 amino acids. The transcript is spliced from 7 exons. Gene Ontology annotation, biological process: detection of chemical stimulus involved in sensory perception of smell; sensory perception of smell. Lineage: Eukaryota; Metazoa; Arthropoda; Insecta; Hymenoptera; Formicidae. The record is from RefSeq and is a predicted model, not a curated record. Gene Ontology annotation, cellular component: plasma membrane. Gene Ontology annotation, molecular function: olfactory receptor activity; odorant binding.
AAAAUUAUUACCGAGAACAUGUGAAAGAAAUGUUUUUUACUGAGCUACGAGGUUACGUCAAUUUAUGAGAGAGGAGUAGACGUCAGUCUGCAGACAACAUCCAACAUGGAAAGUUCAAAAUAUAACGGAUACCAAGAUUUCGAAUGGGAAGUAAAACUAAAUCGUUUUACUUUAAAUGUGAUUGGUCUCUGGCCUUGGAUUGCACAAAAUUUUCGACAAAGGUUAAUGUGCAAUUUACGAGUACUUGUCGCUCUAUUGGCAAUAACAUGUGGCGUUCUGAUUCCAUCUAUACAUUCAUUAAUAAGAAUUUAUGGAGACAUCAUGCUAAUGAUAGACAAUUUGCAAUUUACUUUACCGGCUAUAAGCUGUUCGAUAAAAAUCGUAAUUUUUUGGUGGAAAAGAGAAGCUCUCGUACCGAUCAUGAAUAUGAUCCUGGAGGAUUGGUUAAAGUUAAAAAGUGUGCAAGAAAAAAACUUAAUGAUCAGGAGAGCACGAAUUUCACGCAUUAUUAUUAUAUUCUCAUAUUGCAUAAUGGGAACAGCAUGCGUUUUUGUUAUCAUUCUACCCAUCUUUGGAAUAUCGAUGAGAACUACGACCAAUAUUACUGAUCCAGGCAAACCAUUGCCUUUACAAACUCAUUACAUUUACGAUGUAACAAAAAGUCCACAGUAUGAAUUGACAUUUAUUAGCCAAUCUAUUUAUAUUAUUGUUGCUAUGAUGUCCUAUAGUGGAAUUGAUAAUUUUCUUGGACUACUGGUUUUCCAUAUAUGUGGUCAGUUAGAUAUUUUGAAGAAUCGUUUAACAAGUUUUGAUAAAUAUAUAAACUCUCACGAGAUACUAAAAAGUUGUAUAACAAGACAUAUCCACUUGCUUAGAGCUAUUGACAUUAUUGAAGAUGCGUAUAAUGUAAUUCUUCUUUUCUUAUUUGUAUAUUUUGCGAUGCACUUUGCUUUUUAUGGUUUCAUGAUCAUUUCUCUAUUUGAUGAAGGAAAUGAUAUAUCACUCUCUCAUUUGGCAUACUUUGUAUCCACUGUAAUUAAUAUAUUUGCACAUAUGUGCCUAUAUUGCGCUGUUGGUGAGAUUUUAGUUGCCGAGUGUAAUAAAAUAUAUUAUGCGGCAUAUAGUAAUAAAUGGUACGCUAUGAGUCCACAAGUACUUCGAAGCAUAUUGUUUCUAAUGAUAAGAGGCUCUAAACCGGUCAAUCUUACUGCUGGAAAAAUAUUUCCUCUAACGAUGACAACAUUUUGCAGUUUAUUAAAAACAUCAGUUGGAUAUGUAUCGGUUUUGCAUACAGUAAGAAGUUAAUACUAAAGUGAGGUAAACUUGAAUUUUUCUUUAUAAUCAAAUUUUUGUAAAAAACGAAAGUAACUAUAAUAACUAUAUAAGUAUUAAUAUCUAAUUGCUAAUUAUAGAUUUUAUUAUAGGAAUUUAUUGAAAAUAAUUACGAAUUUUAUUAAAUAAUAGAUGAAAUCUGGAAUUAAAUUCAAACCUGAAUCAUGUAAUCCGUAAAUAUUUAUUUUUCUAAAACAUUGACUAUCUCUCAUGUCAUUUAAUAUUAAUAAGGGAUAAUUAUUUUAAUUUAGCAUUUUUGAAAUUAAUUAAGGAACAGCUUUUAAUGUUUAAAAAGUUUU